Molecule: messenger RNA, 1112 nt
Organism: Marchantia polymorpha subsp. ruderalis
Lineage: Eukaryota; Viridiplantae; Streptophyta; Marchantiopsida; Marchantiales; Marchantiaceae
Source: the annotation of a GenBank genome assembly
GUCUGUGACAGAAGUAUCUGGUCAACCGCUCUCAACGCGCAACGUUCGUCACUCCUGUCUCGAAAGACGCUCCCUGUGCGUGCGUGGAUGUGCCGAGGGGGUUUUAGACGGGUUGUGGUCUCGCGCGCGAGCUCAUGCUUGGAACGAGCCGAGAGGACUCCGUUCGCAGAAUUGUCAGUCGCUAGUAAUUAGUACAGGCAGUAGACUAUGACGGUGCUACGACAUGGAGAGCUGCGCACUGUGAUCGCUUUCGUGGGUCUCAAUACGUUGUUGUGUCUGUCUGUAGGCCCCGUUUACGACUUCGUCUGCGAUCUGCCGUAUUGGGAGCGUCGAAGAGAGAGGCGCAGGCAGGAGCGUGAAACUGCCGCAGCCCUGGAGAGAAGUACACAACGCAACGCUGUUACGCAGGAAGAUAGCGGGAACUGAAUCUCUUGGUGACUUAGGUUUUUGAUUUUUUAGAAUCCCUUCCGAACACAUGAAGUUGGGGGUUGCCUGGAGGAACAUAGUUCGCUAUGUGCGAACUGACCUGAAAGAAAUUGCGUUUCCUUCAUCUCUUCCUGAUCCACCGUCUUCAACACCGAAACCGAGAAAGUUGACUUUUCAAGAGCACCUGCAGGUGUGGAAAACAGCGAGCAACCUCUACAUACAGAGCUGGAAAACCGGUACAAUUGACGAUGAGGAAUUAGCAGCAAAGAAGGCUGACAAAACUCCAGAAGAUCUUUCAGCCGUGGAGGAAUUAGCUCUUGCGGCUAGAGCGGGAGGUGAAAAGUUGAGGCCUGCACUUCAACGGCUUUACAUGACUAGAGCUGCUGCUUACAGGGAUGCUCUGAGAAGUUUUGUUGAGGGUUAUAGAGAAGGCAUCGCUGAAGUCAUGGCGUCAGAUCCGUUCCAGGGUUUGAAGGGAACCGGACUAGGUAGUGACUUUCAUUCACAAGAUGGACCCUUAAAAGCUGAAAGUACUGCUUCCGAUCAGCCUCUACAGGAAGAGAAAGUGAAGGGGAAAGAAGCUUCGUGAUAUUGGCGUUUACUGGACAUGUGACUCUUUUGUAUCCAGAUGAAUUUUGUAUCAUAACAUGUCAAUGCAAUCCUUGAAGUCCGAUGGUGUUAACUAC